Molecule: messenger RNA, 2136 nt
Organism: Pangasianodon hypophthalmus (striped catfish)
Lineage: Eukaryota; Metazoa; Chordata; Actinopteri; Siluriformes; Pangasiidae
Exons: 4
Coding region: 198-1826 (542 amino acids)
Source: RefSeq, a predicted model, not a curated record
ACUAUAUGUUUAUGUUUCUCACCACUUGAGCUCUUUAUCUAAGCAAGUUAAUUUUCUUUGUCAUUUUAUAAGAGCAGAAAUGAGCAACAAAAUCUCUUUCUUAUACACAUAUAUAUCUGGAUCUGAGGCAUCUCAUUAGCUGGAACCUUGUAACGGAAACCCUAAACUUUUGUGUACUCUAAAAAGACUUCGGGGCCAUGGGCAGGCUGGAUGACGCUGCCAAGCGCAAGGUGGUGGAACUGCGUGAAGCGGGCCUGAGCUUCCGCAAGAUCAAAGCUGUGCUGGAGCUGGAGAACAUCAAAGUAUCCGCACAGGCAAUCUACCUCUUCCUGAAGGAGUUUCAUGGAAGAGGCAGACAAAAUGAUGCUCCCGUGUCCGGGACUGGUGGAUCUACAACAGCCUCGGGAUCAAGGGACAUGGGGCUAGGUGAACCGAGACACGGUGGCUGGAGCGAGCAGCAACUAAGGAAUCUGCUUCGUGAGGCUGCCCAUGUUGCUGGCUUCUCAUCUCCUUCAGACUCCUCAGGGCAGAGUGGGGUAGCUCCAGAACCCAGGGGACACUCCUCUGGGGCAGGCCCAGCUAGCCAGGAGCCGCAGCAGGGAGACAGGAAGGACGAGGAUGUCCGAAUCGUAAGUGUUACCUCACUGGCACAGAAUACCCACCAUGAUGCCGUUCAAACAGUACGCUCAGGGAUUGGCUCAGGAGCAAUGGCUGGAACGUUUUCAAGGAGAAGGUACACACCCUCACCAGCAAACCCAGUCCUUGUGGCUCGGAAAAGGCUCCUGGACAAGGCUUUGUUCCACAGAGCAAGGGUACGGGACAGUGGCCCUCAAUCUGCCCAACAGACUGUGUCAUUAGUGAGAAGAGAUCAGUCAUGUUUCCCAUACUCAGAAGGAAGGAAGGUCAUGUUACCUCAAACAUCCUCCUUCAACCCCACAUCUACCCGACCUGUGAGGGGACUACACCCAGGGACCAGUCUUUUUCGACAAGGAUUUCAGCAACGGGCAAAUAUGCCCACCCGCUCGACAGAACAGUCACCCCGUGUUGGCAUUCGGAUUCCUGUGCCAGGCCAGUCAAGUACUGGGCCACAGAAUGUCAGUUCGUCCGUAAGGGCCCAGGCUCCAACCAGUCAGCAGCAGUCCCCUCCAAGCCAGCAGAGCAAUGUGGACACUGGAACACUAAGUGCAUUGCAGGAACAGGUCAAGUCUCUGGCUUCUGAAGUGCGCAGUCUUGGAUUAGCUCUCAGGAUGAUGGUAGAGCAGCAGGGCCGCCUGGAGAGGGAGCAGAGCCAGCAGACACAGGUCCAAAAGCAAAUCCUCAGCACCUUGCAGAAACUAGCAUCUAAACAGGGAUCCUGUGCCUUUCAGCACAGUACAACUCCCACAAUGCCCUCUUGCCCAUUGUCCUCAGCCUCCUACAGUCAGAGCACCUUCACUCCCAGCCAAGGCAACAGUUUGUGCAGCCAAGCCCAAUCCAGGUACAACGAAAUCGAUGGAUCCACUCUUGAUAACAUUGAGACAUUUUCUCUAGAUGGUCUCAGCUCUGCUGCUAUAAAUGGCUUUCAAUCUUCUGACUCUCUUUCAUUCAACCGGACACACUCACCACCAUUUACACAGUCACACACACAGACAUUCACAUCUGAGAUAGUCAGCUACACGCAGCCUCACACAGACACUUAUGAAGGGAUGGACAGCAAGUCAGCGGAAAUGGCCUCACCGAGCACAGACAGAUCCUUUCAAGCCUGCAGGUCUUCAAGUCAGUCUUCUACUGAACCUAUUUCUGUGCACGAUGCCCACCUGACUAUUGUCAAAAUAGAAAAUGUUUAAAAGACUGCAGAAAUUUACGUAUACUGCUGUGUUUGUUGUAUUUCUGAUCUUCCUUGCUGAAUUUUGACAAAUUUUAGAGUGAAUCGUUUGAUGGUACUGUAGCUUCAGCAAUAGUAGACAAGUAGUGAAGAUUUUUACACAACUUUUAAUAAUGGGCCAAACACCACACAGUACAUUCACAAAGACAUUUAAAUAUCUUAAAGUUGAAGUCAUUCUUUUUAUUCUCCAUUUAUGUGUGUUUUUACUUUAAUGAGCAAAUACAAAUUUAGUGUUAUGAAGGCAAAAUAAAACCUGACUGUUUUCUCGUAUA